Molecule: messenger RNA, 2358 nt
Organism: Drepanopeziza brunnea f. sp. 'multigermtubi' MB_m1
Lineage: Eukaryota; Fungi; Ascomycota; Leotiomycetes; Helotiales; Drepanopezizaceae
Source: RefSeq, a predicted model, not a curated record
AUGACAGGAACAAACGAUUGGGUAGGUCUCUUACAACAGCCAACGGCUUUUGAACAUUUACAAGAUAUGGUAUUGAUUCCGCUCGUCGCUUACCCCACCAGUUUGCGCAAUGUAGUGCUUGUGUGCAUGGAACAGUUCUCUGCAUACCAACAAGCUCUAUUCGACGCCAGCGAAGGGCAAGGUGACACAUAUGCGGGCACUCGCAACAACUUUUCCGUCUUUAUCGCGACGAUGAUGGAAAACCAUUCUGGCGUAAAAAUGAGAAAUGGCGUAACAUUUGGAAUUGAAGAGGGAAAAGGUCCCGAAACCAGUUUUCUUGCCACGACUCGAAUAUGGGAAAGAGUUUUGAAAAAAUCGAAUAUCGAACGACAGCUGGCGGCUGUGCUUGAAUAUGCUAGAGAUGGAAAUGUUGGGGCUGGUUCCCUGCUGAAUUCCAUUGCCGCGAAUUUGGAAGAUCAGAUGCUGCGCUUUGAGACGUGGUCCUCUGAUGUUGACGCGAAGACUGGGACUCUGGGAGAAGAGCCUUUUCCGGGUGCCUUCUCAGACGAUGCGAAUUGGUGCUUUGGCCUAGUCAAGGAACGACUGUUGAAGAUUCUGGAGCUGGCAGGGAGAGUGUCAGAUGGUUUGAGUGCCGUAUUCGGGGUCUUGCGGGACCUGAUAGCUCAAAGAUUACAAGUGCCUGGUCGUCACGUUUCUAGGACCAUCAGCGAGAUCGAUCCAGUACUGCAGAGUCUGGAUGUUAUGGUUCGUCAGGUACUGCAAUCCCAAGCUGUCUUUCGAAAGAAGAGUAACUACUGGGAGCAUCGGCAGAAGAUCCUGCAAGCCAAUGAUGCCGGACGCUCGUCUGGCCCAUCCGAUCUACCGACGCCAAGCCCAUCCAGAACUUCUAAUGAGAGCCCAAGUUCCAUAAGCUACCCUGACAGGAUUAUACGACCUGAGAUAGCAGUUAGUGACUCCGACAAAGGCAAGGGCCCUGAGGAUGUCACUAGGAGGACCUCGAUUCCUGAAAUUACACAUUCGAGUUUGGCCGACAGAGCGAUUGCCAAACCCAAAGGCUCCGAGAGGACAUGGCAGGGAAAGCCGCCACCAAUAAAUAGCCAGAUAUCUGUCGCUUAUCAAGCCGAUCGACUAAAAGCUAAACUCGAAAUGCUUUUAGAACGCCACUUCCAUGACAAGGACUGGAUACAGAAAUUAGACAACGAGAUCAGUGUGAUUCUCGACGAAGAAUCUUUAAGAGCCAUGUUUAACUGCUCGUGUGAGAUUUGCAUACCAGCUCGGGGACUGGCGACUUCUUCAUCCAACCGAGGUGGAGAAUUGCAAUUGGACGGGGUUGGGGACUCAUUGCGGCUACUGGCCACGUGUAUCCUCGCCGAAAAGCCGUUCCUGAUCAUCUUGCUGCUCUCUGUAGAUAUCGACGAUGAUGCAUUUGAGGAAUGUAAGUCUGAAACGCAACUGGUCGGCUUGGCUCGCAUCGCACUCGUCGACGCCAGAAUCCUUCUCCAACUUAAAGGGCUCUUUUUCGGAGUCGGCAUAAUGCGAUACCUGAGAUCAUCAAGGAAAGAAGACAUACCACAGGAAGCGGAAAGAGCAUGGAUCUUGACUGAAAUACUAGAGCUCACCAGGAAGCUUUCAUUCCCUACUGAUGCCUUCGACGAGGAAAUUCGAGAUAUGAUGAUCGGGCAACUUACAUUUGCUACCACAGCACAAAUGGCAACGGACCGGACAAUAUCUAGCCAGUCACUUGGUUUCAUUAUCAUGGACAUGAUUUGGUUCCUUCUAGCUCAAGCUUUCGAAGUUGCUUAUAUCUUGAUCCAGCCCACUGGGCGACUUGGGUUAAAUGGGACCCCGGGGGAGAAUUAUGCAUAUGCGGACCUGCAUUUGAGGAGACUAUGGACGGUUGAAGCUCCAGGGGACUCGUCUCGGGGGCUUGACCGUAGUCGAAAUAAAAGUCUGGAUGCGAGCACUAAGGAGACUGCUGGCGAAAUAGCGGACUUGGGUAAUUAUGUUGAGAUGGGUAGAAUGUCUUUAAAUGGCUUAAGUAUCGCAAGAUACAAGAAAGAAGGUGUUGGGGAGGUAGAAGCCGGAUGCCGAAUCCGCAUCUAUAAGUCGCCUAACAGACAGCGUAUGCGUUUUGUUAUUUGUGGCUUCGAAAAAGACCCGAACCGACACACUUCUUUUCAAGCUUUGACUGAAAAUCUUAUAUUCGUUCCGUUGUAUUGCUAUGGCAGCCAUCCCGGAGAAUUCAGUGCCAAGCUCCAGCCGAAGUCAGGGUCGACGAAAGAUAUCAACAUCCCAUAUAUAUUCACAUUCCAGAGACCAAUUCUUCCGACUUCUUGGACGAGAACGUUAUUUACUUGA